CAACUACGUAUUACAUAUACGUUAUACUCAAUAAAAGAUAUUCCACUUUUUGUAAAGAUUGUGAUUGUGAAUAGAUCACGCAAUUCUUUGCACACUUCCGCUUUGUGUGUAGCGUAAUAUCGGUUAUCAUAUUUAUUAUUUUCCAAAAGAUGGGUGAACAUACAGGAUUAACAAAUUGUGAAGCACGUGAACUUUGUAAGAAGGCUGAUCCAGCAACAAAUGGUUACAUAAUGCAACAAACAAUGUAUCGUAUUAAAGAUCCACGAAAAUCAUUACCUUUCUAUACUGAAGUACUUGGUAUGCAGUUAUUACAGAAACUUGAUUUUCCCGAAAUGAAGUUUUCCUUAUAUUUCUUGGGAUAUGAAGAUCCAAAAGAUAUACCUACUGAUAAGAGAGAAAGUAUUGAAUGGACAUUUAGUCGUAAAGCAACUUUAGAACUUACUCAUAAUUGGGGAACAGAAACUGAUCCUGAUCCUACAUAUCAUAAUGGGAAUACUGAACCUCGUGGAUUUGGUCAUAUUGGAAUUACAGUACCUGAUGUAGAAAAAGCAUGUGAAAGAUUUGAAAAAUUAAAUGUAGAAUUUAUAAAGAAACCUAAUGAUGGUAAGAUGAAAGGAAUUGCUUUUAUUAAAGAUCCAGAUGGUUAUUGGAUUGAAAUCUUAAAUCCAGUAAAUAUUGCAAAUAUAGUACCAAUUCAAUAAAAUAUUUUGCAUGAAAUAAUUUUUUUGACUAUCCACAAAUGUAUAAAUUCCAUCAAACAAAAUAAUCUGAACUAAACUAAAUCAUCAUUGUUUAUGUAUAUGUAUAUAUAUAUACAGUUUUAUAUGUACAUAUACAUUUUAAGAUUGUAAUUAUUCAUAUUUAUGUAUAUUU
Apis laboriosa (Himalayan honeybee) is the source of this 873-nucleotide messenger RNA. Its product is annotated as lactoylglutathione lyase. Gene Ontology annotation, molecular function: lactoylglutathione lyase activity; metal ion binding. The transcript has 4 exons. Lineage: Eukaryota; Metazoa; Arthropoda; Insecta; Hymenoptera; Apidae. The record is from RefSeq and is a predicted model, not a curated record. Bases 150 to 701 code for a protein of 183 amino acids.